This is a messenger RNA of Lentinula edodes (shiitake mushroom), 1329 nucleotides long. Its product is annotated as Alpha/Beta hydrolase protein. Gene Ontology annotation, cellular component: membrane. The coding region runs from base 1 to 1329 and encodes 442 amino acids. Lineage: Eukaryota; Fungi; Basidiomycota; Agaricomycetes; Agaricales; Omphalotaceae. The record is from RefSeq and is a predicted model, not a curated record. Gene Ontology annotation, molecular function: palmitoyl-(protein) hydrolase activity. The transcript has 7 exons.
AUGUCUUCCUUUUUCCCUUCCCUCUCGACUGUAGAAACCUUGGCAAAGGGCGCAUUUGCAACUGCCGCAGGCCUUGGGACGCUCAGCGCUGGACUUCUUUACUAUGGUCAGAGCUACCUCAUUUACCCAUCGGCGUAUAUCAAGAUUGGGGAAGACGAUGGAGCUCCAUCUAAACCAGCAUCGUAUGGCCUUCAUCACGAAUCAGUGGACCUAAAAACCAAGGACGGACAAUCUCUCAAAUGUUACCUGCUCCUGCAGAAGAAGGAUCUUCCAAAGGCAACAAAAUUCAGCUCAUUACCGACAGUUCCUAUCAGUGCGAUAGAAGGCGCCACAGAAUCAGGUUACGCAGAAAUGGCCGAUGAAGAAUUAGUCUCGCACAGGCCUACCGUUAUCAUGUUCCACGGAAAUGGAGGUAACGCAGGACACCGAAUUCCAUUAGGGAUGAUGUUCCAGCAAGUUAUGCGGUGUAAUGUUCUGGGCGUUGAAUAUCGGGGAUAUGGAGAUUCUACUGGGACCCCCUCGGAAAGUGGAUUUGCUAUUGACGCUGUUACUGCGUUGGAGUUUGUAAGAGGCGAUGCUAGGCUUAGGAAUACCCCUGUGAUCCUCUACGGACAGAGUAUAGGAGGUGCAGUGUCUAUUGAUCUGGCUAGCCGGUUUCCUGGAGAAAUUGCAGGUAUUAUCCUCGAGAACACGUUUCUUUCUCUCCGACUUCUCGUCCCACACGUUCUACCUCUGCUCGGCCCUUUCAGGUGGCUUUGCCACCAACGAUGGGAGAGCGCGGGUAAGAUUAUUGGCAUGCCUGAUGUGAUUUCGCAAGCUCGGGUCGAAGACAGAUUAGUGGGGCUCGUGAAAGAGAAAAAUGAUAUGAAAGCGAAAGAGGCGUUUAAGGAACGUCUGGCGAACGCAAACGACGUGCUUAAUUUAGCGGCCAGUCAGGCACUGGAGGGUGGCGGAGGAUCGCUUGCAAGAGUCGGGAAAGGUCUUGGGAAGGAAUACAAGGGAAUACCGAGGGAAACGAACGUAUUACUGUUGAGCGGACAAUCAGAUACGCUGGUGCCACCAAUACACAUGAGAUUUCUUCGUCAAGUGUUUGAAGCACGGCCGCACACGAGAAGAACGCUCGGGUUGUUGCCUUUACCGGCUUAUCAGGAAGGAAAAAGUGAAGAUACAGUAGACGAAGAGCGGAGUCAGUUCAUUCUAUUCCCUGGAGGUACACAUAAUGACACCACGGCACAACACGGGUAUUGGAACAGGAUAGGUGACUUUAUUGCAGAAGUUGGGAAGGAGUGGCGGGAGCAGCAGAAGUUGGGGAAUGAUUCACGAUCAUAA